AUGGAAGGUGAACCUUCUAAAAGGCUUAGACGCACCAAAUCAUUCGCCCACUGUCAUAGACCUAGGUCCCCAUCCCCAUCACCUCCACCUAGGACUCCAUUACCUCCAUCUAGGUCCCCAUCACCACAACCAAAUCCGGCUCAUGGUGGUGUCGUGUGUCUUGGCCCAAUUCAAGAGGGCAAAUUUGAGUCAUUCCUUCAGUGGGGUCAUGUCACCCAAAAGUUUGCGCAUGUGCCAUCCCUUAAAGAGUUGCACAUUUAUAAACAAGUCCAAACCCUGUUUCACAACAUAGGGUGGCACGGGUUAUUGAGGGUCCACGAACUGAGUUACAAAGUCCCAACAACCGAGUUUCUAUCCUCAGUUUAUUUGGACCAUGGGAUCCUCUACUUCCAUCUCAUGAAUCAAGAUUAUGAGAUUUCCUUAAAUCAAAUUAAUGCCAUUGUUGGGGCCCCAACCGAAAACACAUUUGGCCCUACUGACCCAAUUAGAGGAUACUUUGAUAUGACAGGAUAG
This is a messenger RNA of Lactuca saligna, 513 nucleotides long. The record is from the annotation of a GenBank genome assembly. Lineage: Eukaryota; Viridiplantae; Streptophyta; Magnoliopsida; Asterales; Asteraceae.